AUGGUUGUGCCAUUAAGUGCAUAUUUGUAUUAUAAUGAGGACGUAUAUCUUUUGGCUGGUGAUGUGCGGAGACAAGUGUCCCGCUUAUUGAGUGGAGGGGAAUCGGUCACAGAUGGACCGAUAGUUGUGAUGGGUCAUACAGCGCUUGAGCUGAAAGUAGAUGAUUCCCGGCAAGAAUGGAUACUUCAAGUUCCGAAUUCGAACCGGGAGUUAAGGGUUCUUUUGGGUACGGCUGUUGAGUCAAUUGUUGGAUGGAUAGGUGAUGACAUCGUCGAUCAUCAGCAACAAGUUGAAUUCAACAUUCAAAAUUUCUUGCAACAUCAACAUCAAGAACAACUACAACAUCACGAACAUCAGCAGCAGCAGCAACAACAACAACAACAGCAACAACGAUUACAAGAAGAACAACAGCAGGACCUUGAUCUUCGGCGAAGAAUAACAGCAAUUACAGAUCAUCGGUUGAGGUCAAAGGGCUGUGAAGAUCGUUGUUGUUGUCACAAUCGAUUUCGGCAGCAACAAAGAUCAGGCUCGCCAACACCAUCGCUGGCCUCGACGUUGCUGUUGUCUGAUUCAGAUGACGAUGCAUCACCGCCACCACCACCACCUCCACCAUCGCCAUCAUCAUCAUCACCACCGGCAUCACCUCCGCCAUCACCAUCUCCAAGAUGUUCACAUUCAGAUGGUGAAGAUUCACCAUCUGAUUAUGAAAAUUAA
Molecule: messenger RNA, 714 nt
Organism: Microplitis mediator
Lineage: Eukaryota; Metazoa; Arthropoda; Insecta; Hymenoptera; Braconidae
Exons: 1
Coding region: 1-714 (237 amino acids)
Source: RefSeq, a predicted model, not a curated record